Messenger RNA from Glarea lozoyensis ATCC 20868, 1902 nucleotides. Its product is annotated as WSC-containing protein. NCBI's taxonomy places the organism in Eukaryota, Fungi, Ascomycota, Leotiomycetes, Helotiales, Helotiaceae. Gene Ontology annotation, cellular component: plasma membrane. The coding region runs from base 1 to 1902 and encodes 633 amino acids. The transcript is spliced from 2 exons. The record is from RefSeq and is a predicted model, not a curated record.
AUGACCAUUGAAAAGUGUGUAGCUUACUGCAAAGGAAACGACUACCGUUACGCUGGGAUAGAGUACUAUGGAAAGUGUUCUUGUGGAGCCUCCGUUAAUGGGUAUCAGGUUGCCGAGUCUCAAUGUAGCUUCAAGUGCACCGGUAAUUCUAGCGAGGUUUGUGGAGGGGAUAACACAUUAUCUAUUUACCAGGAUCCCACCUUUCCAGUUGUCGACAAUUCGAUUAUCACGGAUUAUAAUGAUAUCGGUUGUUACACUGAGGGGAGUAACGGACGCUCACUGGCGUGGAGGCAAGAUCAAGUUGCUGAAGCUACAUUGACCACUGAAAAGUGCCUCACUGCCUGCAAGCUUGGAGGUUUUCCUAUUGCCGGUCUUGAGUAUGGUCGAGAGUGUUACUGUGGCGUCGUUCUGGGCAAUGGAACGGUUGCCGCCCCAUCGACGGACUGCGAUCUGGCAUGCUUGGGAGAUCAAACUGAAAAAUGUGGUGGAAGAAGCAGGUUGAACCUGUUUGUUGCCCACGAUCUAGAGUCUCAGGAACCCUGCAAGGACACCCCAAGCUCAUCUAGUACUGUUGUUUCGUCAACCACGACGUCCUCAUCAUCGUCCACUACCAGCUUUGAGACAACGACUACUAGCUCGUCCACGAGUGAAACAACUACUACCUCGAGCUCUUUAUCCAGCAGCACAUCUGCGAGCUCAACGGAAACAACGUCGUCAAGUAGCACCUCUUCUACUGAAUCAUCGACAACUAGCUCGGUUCCCGACACUUCUUCGUCUGCGAGCUCUUCAAGCACAUCAACUAGUGACACUAUCACUACCAGCACGUCGAGCUCCAUCUCAAGCUCUUCCUCCAGUAGUACAUUCACAAGCUCAACGGUGACAACAUCGUCUAGCAGCAGUUCUUCUCUUACGACCUCAAGCUCGAGCUCAUCUGUUCCCCCAAGUACUUCCUCUACCUCUAAGCCCCCGUCUUCGACGACAUCAUCCACUUCGAAACCGACGACGUCAACAAUCUCAACAACUUCUAAGCCAAUCAGUACAUCAUCAACGAAGACAACUGCAUCACUUUGUACUAAAACAACAACGAUAAUUCCAACACCGACUUGUGAAUACAAAUGCGGCUCUUGGUGUUCCAACCCCCUCCCACCUUGGAGCGACCAACCCGGUUGUUGGCAAUCACACUCCAACUGCGCGGUCCAAAUCGCAUCUUGUUUCAUUGAAGCUGGCUGGCCUGAAAGUCUUAAAUGCUUUGAGUUCGCCAACUGGUGCCAAUCCGUUUCCUCUCACUGCAACAAUUACUGCCCUGGUAACCGCUGUUCUAAAUCUAGCUGUACAUCUCAAUACCCGCCAACGGGACCCACGUUGCCCACUCCGAGCGUCUCAACUUCCGUCUACACUUGUGCCGUGAGCAGUACCAAAACGACUUCUAAAACCACCAUUACCACAAGCAAGGUCACCAGUACCAGCAAAUGCGUGCCACUGCCGACACAGACCAAUAUCUGUACACAACCACAUAAUCCUUACAAUGGCUACUCCUCAACUUCUCCUGUUGGAAACAUUGCACUCCCUUGCUUUACUUGCAACAAUGCUUACAAUGAAUACAGCUCUGGGAAGUGUUUCAAACUCUACACUUCACCAGACAGUUCGAACUGUCCAAGCUAUCCACGUGGAGGACCAUCGGGGCCUUCGCAAGCUUGCAAGGACGCCUGUGAUUAUCAGUACAACAUAUGCAUGGGAACUUAUGCUACCGGAUGCAAGAAUAGAAGCGGCCCUCAAUUUACGGAUUCUUAUACUGUCGCCAGUAACAAAUGCGCAAAUCAAAGAGCAGACUGCUACAAAGCAAAUGCUAACGUGAACCCUCCUAGCUCUAGAUGUGGCAGUUGGAAUACUGGCUGGUACUAG